Messenger RNA from Macadamia integrifolia, 741 nucleotides. RefSeq names its product protein MIZU-KUSSEI 1-like. The record is from RefSeq and is a predicted model, not a curated record. The coding region runs from base 1 to 741 and encodes 246 amino acids. Gene Ontology annotation, biological process: hydrotropism. Lineage: Eukaryota; Viridiplantae; Streptophyta; Magnoliopsida; Proteales; Proteaceae. The transcript has a single exon.
AUGGCAGAAUCAGUAGCUAAGGGUCUGGAGCCACCGAAGCCACAGUCAAUAACUCCACUCACAACACCAUCACCAUCACCCACUCGUCUUGCAAUCUCUCUUCAACAACCUUCACAUGGGAGGAAAGCAUCUAAAUCAGGAAAGCUUUACAAGCAAGUUCGUUCCCUCUUCAGGGCAUUCCCUAUCAUCCACCCAUGUAUGAUGAUGCCUCUUCCUCUACAUAGCAACAAGCCCCAAGAUGGCCUUAUACAUGGAGGAACUAGAUUGACAUGUACCCUAUAUGGCUGCCGCAAGGCAAGGACUAACCUUGCCAUUCAAGAAAACCCAAGGUGUCUUCCCAUGCUAAUACUUGAGCUAGGAGUCCCAACUGGUAAGCUGCUUCAAGAGAUGGGGUCAGGCCUUAUGAGAAUCGCACUCGAGUGCGACAAGCAAGCGGUGGAGAAGACAAAGCUCAUUGAAGAAUCUCUGUGGAUCAUGUACUGCAAUGGCCGCAAGGUUGGGUAUGGUGUGAAGAAGAAGCCAACCGAGGAAGACUUGAAUGUUAUGCAGCUGCUCCAUGCUGUUUCAAUGGGUGCAGGUGUGCUACCUGCUGUGAAAAAAGAAAUGCCUGAUGGGGAGCUGACCUAUAUGAGAGCUUACUUUGAACGAGUGAUAGGGUCUAAAGACUCUGAGACUUUCUACAUGAUGAACCCAGAUGGUAAUAGUGGAUCUGAACUCAGCAUAUUUUUUGUGAGGCUUUGA